GGCAAGGGUUUGGAUACAAAUUUCCGAGUACCUGUGCUAAACUGACAAUCGCUGUAGCACCCCUCGGAUACGAUUAUGAGGAUCCUGAGAUCAAUUUACGACACUCUGAAGACACUCCAACUGUUUCAGAAGCAAAGAAAGCGGCGGCCCAUAUGGAAGACGAACCUUUGACCUUGGCCGAAGAGAUACUCGUGGAUUCAUUCACCCCCAUGCCACAACGAAUAGUAAAACCCAAAUCUGGAUCUCUCAACGCGCAUCAAGAUGCCACUCUCCAGAACCAAAGACGCAUCUCUUCACAAAGCACUCGCCUAGAAAUUGUACCCGAAGCUUCUGACGAAGAGGAAUCCCUGGACAUAGGUCAAGCGGAGUCCAACACGCAAGCUUAUGUACGACGUUUCAGCCAACCUUCUGCAGCCAUGGACCUAGGACACACUCCAGCAAAUCCAUUAUCGUUGUGGGACGCCCUUGAUUUGGAAAUUAACUCUGUUUCCUCCCACUACUCUAACUCAAGCACAGCCAGUCGUGAGGAGCCACGAGAGAACUUUGGCACGCUGCGCAAAAGUCGGUCAGUAGCCUUUCAAGAUCGCGCCGGUUCCGCCCUAUCUAUCGCAAGCACUGUUCCUUCCACCAAAUUGCAUAUCCGAAAUAAGCUCCGCAAGAGGAUGCGUCCUGCAAGCACCCCUACACUUAGGUCUCCUCACCUUGAUCCGCUACUCAAGGAACUUCCCCUUGGCGUCAAACAGAUCGGCUACGGCAUUGGCUUCAGCCCUACGGAACCCCUUUCUUCUCGCUCGAAAUCGGUUUAUCGAUCCGCUAUCCGCGCAUGUCAAAAGCUGGUGCCAGUCAUACGUCGCAAAAUCUCUAGAAAGGUUUUAUCAAAGCGCGAGACACCUACGCCGAUAGACUCAAGUAGUUCCCGCGACGCGAUGGUAGUGAUACGUGGGCUCUAUGGACCAACCUGGACGCUUGGCAUGGAGUCCCUACCUCCUUCUGUGGCUACAGAUACACUCUCGGCCACAACCAACGACUCGGAAGGCCCAGUGACGCCAGAGACCCCGUUCUUUGCCCAAACGGUAGGAAUAGUGCACCAUGAGUCUUCCACCCUUCGCUUGGUACCGUCCUCGGGUCUUCAGCCUUUUAUAUGAUUAUUUUUUCAGCCUCGCAAUCACGCCGCGUUUCAUUGAUAUCGAUGUUCCCUUCGGAUUUUUCCAUUGAUCGGUUCCCUUAUCCAAUCGCAGGACUUUGUCAUAACGUGGAUGUCUUAGCACUCGUCUGUGCAUUAUCCUUGUUGUAAUAUGCAUGUAAUUUCUUGGCCUUUUGUACAUGGCAGUGGUAGAUUCAAUAUGUGCGAACUCUCGAAUGUUCAA
This is a messenger RNA of Suillus subalutaceus, 1367 nucleotides long. RefSeq lists its product as uncharacterized. The record is from RefSeq and is a predicted model, not a curated record. The coding region runs from base 153 to 1145 and encodes 330 amino acids. NCBI's taxonomy places the organism in Eukaryota, Fungi, Basidiomycota, Agaricomycetes, Boletales, Suillaceae. The transcript has a single exon.